CAAAUCAAAUUUUCUCUCUCUCUAAACGGAAUUCUCCGGCGAUCGGAAUAUGAAUUUUCCGGCGGUUUUCUCCUUUUGUAUCUAUUUUAUUUCUUGUUCUUCGUUUUCAAUUUCGGUUUGAAUCGGACGAUGAUGACGAUGAUGAUGAUCGGAUGUUAUAUUAUUUAUUGAUGUACUGAUGUUGAUGACGGAUGAGUUUGUUUAAAUCAUCUAUAGCAUUGAUUUCGUCGUUGUUCGGAGCUUUCUCCUUUCGAAAAUUGAGUUUUAGAAAGUGAUGUAAUGAUUUAGGUACAGUUUUGAGAUUCAUUUGAAAAGCUUGGCAAGUAGUACUAGUAGAGACUUUAAUUAGCUCUGAAAAAAUGGAGCAGAAGAACUGACAUAAAGAGUAUAAUUAGUAAGGUAUGAGAUGAGAGUGUCAGAGUAGGGUUUAAAGUUGAGGAAAAAGGAAUCGAUCGAUCCGAUUCAUAUCAAACCUUUUGAGACUCCAGGUAGUAUAGUAGUCUAUAGUAAACAUGCCUUUUCCUAUGAAGAUUCAACCUCUUAAUUCUCAAUUGUAUCAAGAGUCGAUCCGUUAUGAUUCAAGCAAACCGGCGGUCAAAUCUCGUCUGAGGAGGCUAUUCGAUCGGCAGUUUCCGAGUGUUCUUCGGAUUUCGUCGGUCGAUAAGUCUGCGAUUGGAGAACCGCAACAGUUCAGUAAAGAUGUUGCAGAUUUCGAACCUAGCUCUGUGUGCUUGGCGAAAAUGGUACAGAAUUACAUCGAGGAGCAGACGAAUGAGAAACCGUCUGCGAAAUGCGGACGUAAUCGAUGUAACUGCUUCAAUGGAAGUGUAAAUGAUAGUUCUGAUGAUGAAUUUGAGAUCGGCUUCGGCGAUUCAAUCGCCUCAGAUUCUUUGGAUUCACUUAAGAGCUUGAUUCCAUGCGCAACUGUUUCCGAGAGAAAUCUCCUGGCCGAUGCUUCAAAGAUAAUCGAUAAGAACAAAAACUGUAAACGGAAGGAUGAUCUGAGAAAAAUUCUGACGAAUGAUCUUCUUCUUCUCGGCUACGAUGCUUCAGUCUGUAAAUCUCGAUGGGAGAAAUCUCCUUCAUAUCCAUCUGGGGAAUAUGAAUACAUAGAUGUAAUAAUCAAAAGAGAAAGGCUAUUGAUCGAUAUAGAUUUCAAAUCAGAAUUCGAGAUUGCUCGUUCAACAAGCAGUUACAAAACGAUUCUUCAAGCUCUUCCGAUGAUCUUCGUCGGAAAAACUGAUCGUCUUCAACAGAUGAUCUUAACAAUCUCGGAAGCUGCUAGACAGAGUUUGAAGAAGAAAGGAAUGCAUAUUCCUCCAUGGAGAAAAGCAGAGUAUAUGACGGCUAAAUGGCUAUCUCCUUACACAAGAAUCACAUCAACUGAUGAUCCGCCGGCGGUGAGUGAUGUCAUCAUCAUCAUUGAAGAAGAAGAUGAAAAGAUCGAGUCCGGAGAGACAACGUCAUCUUCCUCGUCGGACAAUGCAGUGUUCAGUCCGGCAUGGAAACCACCGGCGGUGAGCUUGAAGAAUAUGGAGAAAAGAGAGAAGGUGGUGACUGGACUGGCAUCCUUGUUUAGAGAUAAAUUUUAACCAAAUUUUACAUUUUGUGUAUUGGAAGUUUGAGACAUUUUAGACGUUUUCAAUCCAUGGUAUAAUUUUGGUCA
This is a messenger RNA of Impatiens glandulifera, 1666 nucleotides long. RefSeq lists its product as uncharacterized. The record is from RefSeq and is a predicted model, not a curated record. Lineage: Eukaryota; Viridiplantae; Streptophyta; Magnoliopsida; Ericales; Balsaminaceae. The coding region runs from base 513 to 1592 and encodes 359 amino acids. The transcript is spliced from 3 exons.